UUCCGGGUUCCCUCCUCCCCCUCACUGAAAUGCAGCUGCGCCAUCCCUCCUUUGUCUGCUGAGGAAGAGUGCAACGACUUGCAGUGGAGAAGACGCCGGUGGGCCCUUUGCUAACUACACCGUUUUCCUUGUUGUUGCAUUUUUGUUUUAAAGGGGAGAAGCUUAACGAACUGAGCGGGGCUUCGUUCGCGCGUUAUGAGCCAAGCGAAUGCUAAUAAGAGCAACACAGAGCCCGCCGUAGAGUCAAGCCCAGCAGAGAAUAAGAUCAAAAUGGAAGACACUAAGUACCUCCCGGAGCUCCUGGCCGAAAAGGACAGCCUGGAUUCAUCGUUCACGCAUGCAAUGAAACUCAUAUCUGCAGAGAUUGAGAGGAUCCAGAAAGGUGAAACCAAGAAAGAGCCUGAGAAGGAAACCUACCUGGACCUGUUUGCAACCAAGAAUCUGAAGCUCAAGGAGCGUGUCCUCAUUCCCACCAAGCAGUACCCUAGGGUCAACUUUGUGGGAAAGCUUUUGGGACCUCAGGGUAGCACGAUCAAGAGGCUGCAAGAGGACACCGGAGCAAAGAUUUCAGUUCUGGGUAAAGGUUCCAUGAGGGACAAGAACAAGGAGGAAGAAUUUAGAAAGGGGGGUGAGGCUAAAUAUGCUCACCUCGCCAUGGAGCUGCAUGUGUUCAUCGAGGUGACGGCACCCAUACCAGAAGCGUACCUGCGCAUGGCUCACGCCAUGGAGGAGGUGAAGAAGUUCCUUAUCCCGGAACCUGGUGAGCAUGAUCCAUACAUGGAUCCUCUGUUCCUGAAUGGAUCCCAGGAUGGUUCGAGGGGGCGAGGUGGUCCUCUAGGAAGGGGCAGAGGUGGACCACCUGGUGCUGGAGGACCAAGGGGCCGAGGAAUGCCACGUGGUGCUCCUCGAGGAGCGAUGCGCGGUGGGGCUCCACGCGGAGCACCGGGGCGAGGUGGUGCACCAAGAGGCGCUCCGUCUGGUCGGGGUGGACCUCCUUCUGCUCCUACUAGAGGAGGCUCUGCUCCUCGCUCCAGACCGCCUGCAGCAGGGGCUCCCAGGAUGCUCCCCUCGGCAGCCUUGUCUCACCAGCAACACCAGGUUCCACCUUCAGCAACAGGGUCAAAGCCUGAUGCUUAUGAGGAUUAUCCUGCAUAUGAUGACUCUUAUGCAGAGCCGGCAUAUGAGGGAUAUGACAAUUAUUAUAGCCAGCCUUCUGCACCUGCGGAUACAGAGUAUUAUGAUUAUGGACACGGUGAAGCCCAGGAUCCGUCAUAUGAGGCCGGUUAUGCUCAAGAUGAUUGGGACAACUCGUGGUCCGGUGCCGGGGCUGGAGGCAAAGCCCCUCCAUCUAGGCAGGCAAAGGGAUCGUACAGAGAGCAUCCUUACCCAAGAUACUGAACAACUACUGGUAGAGAGUUGCAGUGGCAACUGUCUCCGAUUGUAACUCACGCUUAACUUUACAAAAGUAAUUUCCCUCUCGUUUCCUUUUUUAAUGGUUUUAUUUAAAACAUUUUUUUUCUUUUUUUAAACCUAGGACAUUUUGUUGGAUGUAUCCUAGUGCCAGAGGAGCAACAUGAAAGAUUUUUUUUUUUCUCCCCAUUGUUUGUUUCAGUUGCGUAGUUAAGGUCUUACUGACAUAAACAUAACUAACAAAAUGACUUUUUUAGUUUAGUUUUUUUUUUUUGUUAGAUAUUUGAUGGUAAAUAUUUUUGUUAAUGGUUCCUGCACAAACUGUGAUUGUGGCGAUUAAAAUUUUCUCACAUAGGCUGCAUUUUUUUUGUAAAAAGAAAAAAGUCCUGCAUGACUGGACAGAAAUUAUUCAUGACGACUCCAUUUGUAAAUUUACAAUAACUUAAACAGAUUUAGUUGCAAACUCAAAUACAACCAUUUUGAUCAAAACGGUCUUAUUUGUUUAUAUUGCAUUACAAAUCUAGUUGUGUGACGUUACUCCCAAAGAGCAAAUAAACAAAAAAUAACUGUAGAAAUCCAUUUGACAAAGAAUAAAGGCCUUUAUUUUCUGCCACCCUUUUACAAUUGGUAUUUUAUGAAAAGUCGCUCUAUUACUUGCAAAAUCAUCGCUGAUCGACUAAUUCUUGUAAAGCUUGAAGGAUUAAUAACUUACUGUGUACGUAAGACUGCAGCCAACUCAGUCUUUUUGUAUAUAACCUUAGGAAAACUGUGUAUGCUUAAGUCGUGCCGUCUCCAAAAUGCUUAAUGCUUGUGUAUCUUUUGACUAAAUAGGUAACUAAACACAUCCCCAAAAAAACAAUGUCUUUCUGCAGUGCGUGUUUCAAUAAAGUUUCUAGUUUCUUUUUAAUCAACCUAAACAUGGUAUUUUUGCCUUUGUUGUACCAAAGGAUUAUCUCCAGUUUGUGAAAAUGGUCCUCAGUGGUUUUCAACAAUGCUGAAUAAGCUGUAUGUAUACACGUCAACUUUGAUUUUUAAAAUUCAAAAGCAGUGUUUGGUUUUUUGUUUUGGGUUUUGUUUUUUCUACAAGAAGUCUAUCCUCUUCGCCUGUCUUCAAAAUUUUAUCUAAAUGCCACUUGUAAUGCCACCUUAAAAAAGAAAAAAAGAAAAAGGGGGGGGGGUGGGAGAACUGAAAUUAAAUAAAGCUCAUCGUUCCUUGAGGUAAUGUGCUGCCAAAUACAUGUUUGACUUGAAAGUGAUAUUAGUGCUUGAACAUGUAUUGUCAUUUAACCUUUAGUUAGUGCAUCUCUUCAAGCUCUCAAGAGAGCCGUGCAUCUUCAGCCGCUUGAAAUAACCGAAUUUCAACAGUAUUUCAAAUCAAGCUUGCAGGGAUCUUACUUGACUUUGAUGCAAAGUCAUGCUGGCUGGUUUUUAUAAAAGAAAAAAAUCGCAGAGGGAGAGGAUUCUAAAAGCCUAAAGAUCGCCACAAGAAGGUAAAACUAACCCCAACACUCAUUUUAGAAUUUUCUUUUUUUCUGUGCAAAACAUCCAAGUAAUGCAAGUCAUCCAAAACAUCAAAAACAUAUUUUUAAUUACAAAAUUAUGCUAUUAGUAGUUCAUUCCAGGCCAAAUAAGCCGCACAAAACAAUAUGGUGUUGAUGCAACUCUUGCUCAAAUUUAAAAAGAAACAAAACGAGAAUUGCCCAUUCAUUUCACCUAAUACUUAUUACCAUCUUGAUAAUUUUAUAGAUUGUAGAUUAAAUGAAAAUUACUAGUAGCACUCUCAAAGCCUUAAAACUCAUUGGAGGAGACGAAAGGAAAAAAAAAACGCUAGAGUUGCAUGAUACUUUUAAUAUAAAAUUAGUUUCUGUUUGCAUGUUUUUACCUGCUGUGUUUGAAUGUUGGCACUUGUGAGUUCCAGAUCUCAUUUGGUUUUCUCCUCUUAGGUUGUCUGAGAACUGCGUAGGUGCAGUUGAUAUAUUGAACUCCGGCGUUGGCAGACCUUUUAAGCAGGUCCAUUGACGUUCCUGGAAAGAGCAGAGGCCUUGCAGUGUCUCUGAGACUGAGUCGUCUUUUUUCUUUUCCCCUCAGGGAGUGAGAGAGCUUGACUUCUGUGUAAGAUUGCUUUAGCAUUGAUGGGUGUACGGGCAUUAAGUGAAUGCUUGUUCUUGAAUCUGUACAGAUUUUACUCUUUUUAACUGCAUUUUUAUUUAACAAUAAAAGAACACAAAAUGACA
Pelmatolapia mariae (spotted tilapia) is the source of this 3644-nucleotide messenger RNA. It is a transcript of the gene khdrbs1a, whose product is annotated as KH domain containing, RNA binding, signal transduction associated 1a. The record is from RefSeq and is a predicted model, not a curated record. Bases 196 to 1398 code for a protein of 400 amino acids. Gene Ontology annotation, cellular component: nucleus. Gene Ontology annotation, molecular function: poly(A) binding; mRNA binding. The transcript has 10 exons. Gene Ontology annotation, biological process: regulation of alternative mRNA splicing, via spliceosome. NCBI's taxonomy places the organism in Eukaryota, Metazoa, Chordata, Actinopteri, Cichliformes, Cichlidae.